This is a messenger RNA of Linum tenue, 1074 nucleotides long. The record is from the annotation of a GenBank genome assembly. NCBI's taxonomy places the organism in Eukaryota, Viridiplantae, Streptophyta, Magnoliopsida, Malpighiales, Linaceae.
AUGGAAAAGGAUGGUCGCUUCAGAUUGAGAUCAGCAUACAACCUUGUUGCUGGAGAUGAGGAUGAUGAACCUGGAAGCCGCUGGAAAGACCUCUGGCAAUGGAAGGGCCCUAACAGAAUCAAGCACUUCUUGUGGCUUGUUAUGCACGGCAGGCUACUCACUAACAAGGAAAGAACCAGAAGAAAGAUCUCCACCAACAGUCAAUGCAACUUCUGCAAGGACCAAGAUGAAACCAUCGAGCACAUUCUCAGAAGCUGCAGCAGAGCUAAGAGUAUUUGGGAUAAGUUUAAUGACAAAUGUGUGGCUAACAGCAUGAACCUUCCCCUGCAUGAUUGGCUGAUGGACAAUAUUAGGCAGCAAGGGACAGGUACUGACUUUGGCAUCAUAAUCUGGCACUUAUGGAAGCAACGAAAUGAGGAGGUGAUGGAAGGCAGGAUAUUCUCCAGGGACAGUUUAAUUGCUAGAAUUCAAGCGUGGUUCUGCAUUGUUGAACAAGCUAAACGUCACGCGCAGAAGACCACUUGUUCUAACUCUGCUACUGUCCAGAGCAGACUGGUUUGCUGGGAACCCCCCAGAGAAGACUGGAUCCAAAUUCAGUCUGAUGGAUCAGUUAUCACUCAGACAGGGAAAGCAGCAGCAGGGGGUCUCUUCAGAGACUAUUUGGGAAGAUGUAAAGGGGCUUAUGUCUGCAACUUGGGUUCAUGCUCUAUCACGGCUGCUGAACUCAAAGGUGCCUUGGAAGGCCUCAAGAUUGCUUGGAAGGAAGGUUACCGAAAGAUUGAGCUAAAACUUGAUUCUACUACUGCUGUUGACAUCAUCAAACAAUGUGACAGAGAUGAUCAUCGACAUGGAAGCAUAGCCAAGCAGUUCGAUUUGUUUUUUAAUCUUGAUUGGGAGGUUUGUGUUUCCCAUGUGUUUAGGGAAGCGAAUUUUGCAGCCGAUUACUUGGCUAGCAAGGCUCACGAUUUCGAUUUUGGCACACAUCGCUUCAAUGUGUGCGAUAGAGACCUUGUCCAAUGGCUCAGCCAUGAUGUUUUGGGAACUUCCCAUGAUCGUAAUUUUAAUGUAAACUAG